UCCAGUCCUGUCACAGCGGUGUGGGGCGCCUUUUCUCUAUGCUUGCGCUCUGGGAGUACUAACUGUUUUCCGAAAACAACCAGCUUCUACAAUAACAAGUCCUCUUUUUUUUUUCUUUUGUUGUGACUUGCUCUUUUUUUCUCCGACCUUAUAGAAAGACUACAACAUACAGUGGAAGUAUCGUGGAAAUAAUAAGAUUCACAGACAGCUGCUGCUGAACCUGUUCCAACCCUGGAAUCUUACCUGUAUGUGGGAUUGCUGCCGUCAGCAGACUCCUUCAAAGCUUUAAGAUGCAACAACAGGAGUUCUUCAAUAUUGGAGCCUUGUGUAACAUCUUCUUGUCCAUUCUCACUGACUGAAGCAAAACACGAACAAGCUGUUUGAUGCACGUCUGCAAUCUAAACACCAGCUCUUGGCCUGGGGAAAGUUAAUGAGAAGAUUCGAUCAGCUGACACCCCCCACCUCACUCCUCCUCAACCCUUUCUUCCGACUAUUAUCUUCCUCCAAUGUUAGCAUUGACUUGUGCACUUAACUGGAAGUUUGCUGAAGACUGAGCCUUCUUGGAGGGGGAUCCUCUAAAGGAGGGUUUUGUGUUUGACGGCCCACCGACCUCGCUACGUUCGUCCUUCACGCAGCAAGAGAGAUUGUUACUUUGGAGAAGUAGGAGGAGCAGAGAUUGUUGGAUCAUAGGACGUGACAAAACUGUGCGUCGGGGGAGUCUGGUGUUGACCAUGUGUUUCCAGUAAGGUCUCCUCUUUUGCCAACAUGACGCUGACGUCCGGAUCGCCUCGACCCGUCCUGCCAGCCUUUCUGGCUCUCACCUUAGCCGCCUUUUUACCUCAGCUGUCCUCAGGAGCUGCACCAUUUCCCCAAGACCUAGAACCAAUCAGCAUUGUGGGCAGAGAAACCUCGUACCUCUACCCCAGCUUCCAGGGGCUCAUGUCAGACAAUGACACCAUCCGCCUGGGCCUGGACUUCCAGAGGAUGCUGAGGAUCAACCACAUGCUUUACAUUGCAGCUAGGGACCAUGUUUUUGCAAUCAAUCUCGGCACCUCGUCUGAGCAGAUCAUCCCGCAGCAGAAACUUACUUGGAAGACGAAGGAUGUGGCGAAGUGCACCGUGAGAGGGAAGAACAGCGAUGAAUGUUACAACUACAUUAAAGUGCUGGUGCCACGCAACGAUGAGACUCUGUUUGCCUGUGGCACCAACGCCUUCAAUCCCACCUGCCGUAACUAUAAGAUGUCAACGCUGGAGCAGGAAGGCGAGGAGGUGGUUGGACAGGCUCGAUGUCCCUUUGAGUCCCGCCAGUCUAAUGUCGGCCUUUUUGCAGGUGGUGACUUCUACUCUGCAACAAUGACUGACUUCUUGGCGAGCGAUGCUGUCAUUUAUAGAAGUCUGGGAGAAAGCAGUCCCGUUCUGCGUACAGUCAAGUAUGACUCCAAGUGGCUCAGAGAACCCCAUUUUCUCCACGCUAUUGAAUAUGGGAACUACGUGUACUUUUUCUUCAGCGAGAUUGCAGUGGAGUACACCACCCUCGGCAAGGUUGUUUUCUCCAGGGUUGCCCGAGUUUGUAAGAAUGACAACGGGGGUUCCCCGAGGGUCCUGGAACGCUACUGGACAUCUUUCCUGAAAGCCCGGCUGAACUGCUCUGUACCGGGAGACUCUUUCUUUUACUUCGAUGUUCUGCAGUCACUGACCAAUGUCCUCCAAAUAAACCACCGGCCUGCUGUCCUUGGAGUUUUCACCACACAGGCAAACAGCAUCACCGGCUCAGCAGUGUGCGGUUUUUAUAUGGACGACAUAGAGAAGGCCUUUAAUGGGAAAUUUAAGGAGCAGAGAAACAGUGAGUCAGCAUGGACACCUGUUCUGGAAGAACAAGUACCAAAGCCGAGGCCAGGCAGCUGUGCCGGCGAAGGCUCUGCGGCCACCUUCAAGUCCUCCACCACCUUCCCAGACGAGACCCUGACUUUCAUCAAGUCUUAUCCGCUUAUGGACGAGUCUGUCCCCUCAGUUAAUGACAGACCCUUCUUUACCUGCACCACCAGCAGGUUUAAGUUGACCCAGAUAGCUGUCGAUACAUCGGCUGGACCUUUUAAGAACUACACGGUGGUGUUCCUGGGCUCGGAUAACGGUCACGUCCUCAAGAUCCUGGCCAGCUCAGAGGGAGCCAACGCUUCCUUCAACACCCAUCUCCUCGAAGACAUCGACGUCUACAACCCAAACAAGUGCAACGUGCAAGGAGAGGACAGGAGGGUUCUGGGUCUGGAGUUGGACCGGGAUCACCACGCUCUUUUCGUGGCGUUCUCCAGCUGCGUGAUCCGCGUUCCACUCAGCCGCUGCUCUGAAUACACAAACUGCAAAAAAAGCUGUUUGUCGUCACGGGACCCUUACUGCAUUUGGCUCAAGUCAGGCAGCUGUGUCACGGUCUCACCAGGACUUAAAAGCGGAUUUGAACAGGAUGUGGAGAACGGCUACCAUCAGCAUCCCGAUACCUGUCACGACGUCUUGGCGACCACACGCAAGCACAAUCCAGCUCUCGAUUCAGCUUAUGGGAAGACCACACCCACAAGCGCCACCACCACCCAUCUUGGGGCGGCAUUCCCAAAGGAGGCAGGUGACUCUGAAAGAGGUACAGGUCCUGAUCGCCUUCCCCCUGUGGGGGAACAAGGGUCACCUGACUCAGAGCCAAUCAGUGUGGAGAUGGAGGGUGUGAGAAGACCUCCAGAGCUGGACAGAACCAAUCACAGCGUCCAUUACACCCUUCUGAUAGCAUGCGUUUUGGUGGCUUUUGUCCUCGGGGCUUUUGUCUCUGGGUUCCUGGUCUCAUGCUACUGUAACCACACAAGUCACAAGACCAAAAAGUUGUCAAAAGAUCCAGAGGCCCCGAUCCCACAUGCUCUGUCACUCCGAAGUCUGGCAAAGCUUAAUGGUCUCCUGGAUAGCCAGAGUAAAGAAGACAAGAUGGAGGUGUCAUCUCCAAAGAUCUACAAUUCUUUAUUUACCAAUGGUAAGGAGCAUCACCCAGUAAGGAGAUUCGGCCAUCCUGGAAUGACAAUGGGAGACCUUGUCCAUCCUCACCACGCUCACCUUCACCCUUCCUCAGAGCUAUCUGGUUUACCUACACCAGAUUCAACUCCUGAACUGCCCAUUAAGAGCAUGAAAGCCUUUAAGAACCAAUGGGAAAAAAACCAGAACUGCAACAAUGCCAAGGAACCAAAGUCUCACAACAUAAGCUCAAGACCCAGUUCUGCCCUGCUUCCCCAGCAGGUCUUCUCUUACUCCCAUGGCCUGCCCAAUGGACAUCCAGCAAUUGGUCAUAUGCACCCUGAGGAACGCAAAAUCCACAAUGUUGAGCGCGUUUUAGCUCAGCCUUACCCGAGCUAUCCUCAGAAGGUAAUGGAGGUUACAUCACUGGAUGAACUCCUAAAACACAUCCAUGAUCCAAACGGCAGCAAGACCUCUCAGUUAAUGAGUCCUUCAAGUCUAUUGGCCAGCGGAGGUGGAGGACAGCUCGUCUUUGCCAACCGAAUUCAACCUCAUAUUCCUGAAACGGAAUCAGCCCCCUAUUACAGCUCGUCCACCCUACCCCGGGACAGUCUUACCCGUCGAAUGGAUGUUCCUCCAGACAUCCCCUCACACCAUCAGUCUACCUUGGAGAGGAGGCACUCCUCUCAGCGGCACUCACUAAUUUCUGCGGCUACCAAGAUGUCCGGAGCAGGUGCAGUAGGCGGAGGAGGAAUGAUUCCCCGCCAGCACAGUUUCAGCCAACGAGGUGGUGGACCUCAACAGCCGCCACCGCUAUUGGCUCGAAUGAACUCUACAGGUAGCGCCUGUGAGGUUCACUAUCCUCUCAUCCCAAAUGGGUACCUGGCACGUCAGCAUAGCUAUACUGGUGAACAGCAUGACAUCCAGCACCGAGGUGCGAUCGUCCGCCGGUCAUCCUCUCUCAAACCGGAUGUCCCUCCGAAACCGCUAUUCAUACCUGCCACUUCCCCUGUCAAUGAACAAGGCAAGUACAACUACUGAGAAGGGACCUUCCAAGACUACAGUACAGGACCCUGUUCUCUAUAUGCCAUCUGUGAGAAACUUUCCUUUAAAGGAAAUGCUCUGGGUUUGAGGUGACAGACCCUGACCAAACAACACAAUAAAUUGUGUGGUAGCAAGUCUCACUGUGGACAAAAGCCUCAACCAAACUUAUUUCUGCUUUUUCUUUUGUUUUGUCCAACAAAUAUCUUUGUACCAUAUUGGUAUUGUUCAGCUUCUUGCUUAUUAUAGAACUGCCAACCCAGGUGACAUGAUGCCACCUUGUUAAAUUAGGCUGCCAAUGUCCUCAAUGUGGAUUUACAAUGCAAUUCAGCGUUUGGACAAGUUGAUGUUGGACGAACCUUGAAACAUCGCUCAUCCUCAAGACUUAAAAGCCAGACGCUCCUGCAGUGCUUCAGUUCAUGCUUUUGCUUAACAUUUUUUGAUGUAGUGUUUGUAUCCUCUCCCCUUCCACCCUAUUCAAGAAUGUGUUUAUAUUAUGCAUGUGUGUGUAUAUACAGUAUAUGUGUGUUUAUAUCCACACUGUAUAUGUAUACAUAUACAUAUGCAGUACUGGUAACCUGUGGUGAAAAGUUAAGCAAUUUCCCCUAAGGUAUGUUUGUCUUUGCCUUACUUGUACACUCUCAUGUUUGGGCAUACCAAACCCUCUCACCUAGAAAUAGGAGAAACCAAACCAUGCAGAUACCAAAUUUGACAGUUGGCUGAAGAUACUUUGUUCAUGUUGAUACAAAGAAAAGAAAUCUAAAAAAAAAAAAAUAGCUUCCAUUGACUUCAAAACCCAUCUUUUCUUUAUUUAGCUGAUGUCAUGUAUAAAGUGACAAACUUGGGUCCAUUAACGUUCUUAAGAAUGUUUUUUUUAAGAUUGGUGCUUCAACAGAAAAAAAAAAUCGAACCUCUAAAAUCAAUAUAUGAAUAAGGCUAUAUACUUAUGGACCCAGAGGACGUAAAAAAACAUGACACAGCAUAUAAGAAUGAACAGCAACAUAGAAUGGACUCCAGUUAUUCUAGGUAUUAACUUUGUGGCUAUUGGUUGUAAAUAAAGAAAUAAUUACUAGCCAAAUUUUAACUGUAUGUGUAAAUGUGUGCCUUAUUUAAUGAUGGUGUGUUAACUAGGGUUGGGGGAGGGUUAACGCAAGGGGCUCAACUGGCUACUAUGCUACAGUAUAUUAUUGGUGUUUGAUUUUCUACAGUUGUCACCAUUGUUGAUUUGAAGAGUUUCAUUCCAGAAUGAAAGAUCCACAAUAAAUUCUUGUCACAAUUGGACAUUUAAAAGUAUUAAUAAUAUUUAAGAAAUUGUGUCUUAUGUUUUGUGUAUCUGGAGAACUAUUUUUCUUUAUCAGUACAUAUUUUGAAAAAAUUACCCUUUUUAUUUUUAAGAUAUGUAAAGAAAACAGUAUUUUUGCAGACUAAUUCAGAGUUUUGGAAUGAAGCGGCUUCAUUUAUUUUUCUGAUUUUCCUCCUAAGUAUUGGUAGCCUGGAGGUGUUUUUUGAGGAUUGUUGGACAAAGAUAACGCACAGCCUGAGACCUUUCACAUCCUUGUUUGAGUGGCUAUGUACCGGGUCAUUGUUUUUCUCUUACAAGUGCCAUUGCUUUAUGUUUUGAAGAGUUUUUAUGUAAUUUAUGUUUUAGUUGUUAACAAAAAAGAUAAAGUUUAUACACCCUAAUACAGUGCAAAAUAUUAUCUUUGGCAGAUUUAGGUUUAAAUGAUGUUUUAAUUUAGCCAAUUGGGUUAUAAUACUGUUUAGGAAUGAACCUUUUAGAAUCUUGGCUUGACACUCGCAAAUCUGUGGAAGGGGCUAAAGAUUGUGGUGAUGACAUGGAGGCCUUCCAGCCUGAAAGACUCUAAGCUCAUCCGCAAAGAUAAUUUGCCAAAACGGCGAAGUACUUAUGCAAAGCGGCUCCACAAUUACAAGAACAGUUUGACUCCUUUGACAAGGAAUUCUCCUUUCAAUUUUGAGAACAGUAUAAAAACAUUUUAAUAUUCCUUUUGCCUAUUAAAAUGUAAUAAAUUGCAUUGCAGCUAUUGGGGUUUUAUGUUUUAUUAUGUUAUUUUAUUUCCUUAUGGAAGCAAAGAUCUUUGUCGAAUGAAUGUCAUUUUGAAGCUGAAUCUGCCAAGGAUAACUAAGGCUACUGUUGCAGACGGUACUUUCAUUUGAUUUUAUUCAGCAAAGUUUAGGUCUUUUGUCAUAUACUGUUCAAUUUACCAUUUCUGUGUAACAGCUGUUCCAAAUUUCUAUUGGUUAUUUCUAGUUGCUAUAAACAAUUAGCUAGUUUCUUUUUUGAUCAAAAUAAGAAAAUAGAGGAUAAUGCCAGGCUUCUUUUUGUUUUACCAAGUUCAUCUUUAGAAAUUUUCAGAACAGUCAUACAUUAGUGCACACUGUAUGCUUCCCACAGAUACCUUUUUUUUCUUUGGGGUAAACCCCUGGGAAAGGUUUGGGAUACAUGCUGCCAAAAGUCUCUGGCUUUGAGGAUUUAAAUCAGAAAAGGUGGUGCCAUCUCUGCCUUGGACAUAUCAUCCCUUCAAAGCCGGCCAUUGGUUGACUUUUCAGAGAAGUCCCUACUCUCGAUGUUGACUGGAACCAUAAUCAGUUCUGUAAAAACAUCAAUGUGCCAUUUACCGCCUCAAAGAUAAAUGUUUGUUAACAAAGGGUCAUUUCGUAAAUGAAAUAAACUCUAAAGGGCAGAGCUUACCAUUUGUACAAAAUAUUUCAUAUAGUAGAAAAGAUUUCAUUUGCAUAGCAAUGUAUUAAAAGUCCUUUCAGAGAACAUAUGAUAGGAACAUAACAGGAAUUGUGGCAGCUACACUGUUGAGGUGGAGCUGCUUGUUUUCUUUGAUUUGGUUUUACCUGCUGGUAAUACGUUGUUUGGGGAUGCCUCACCUCCUAAAGCUCUGUCAGUAUUUGAUUUGUGUAAAUACAUUAUCUCUGGGCGGGAUCUCAUUUCAGUAUUAUGUUUUUCUCUGUUUGAUUUCCAGGCUAUGCCUCUUGACUUAUUAUAAAUUUGGUCUCACAGAAUACCAUUAUAUGUCUCUUAUAAUAGGAAUAAAUAAAAUCUAAAAUAUGA
Cyprinodon tularosa is the source of this 7108-nucleotide messenger RNA. RefSeq names its product sema domain, transmembrane domain (TM), and cytoplasmic domain, (semaphorin) 6E (gene sema6cb). Bases 766 to 4026 code for a protein of 1086 amino acids. Gene Ontology annotation, biological process: positive regulation of cell migration; neural crest cell migration; axon guidance. NCBI's taxonomy places the organism in Eukaryota, Metazoa, Chordata, Actinopteri, Cyprinodontiformes, Cyprinodontidae. Gene Ontology annotation, molecular function: semaphorin receptor binding; chemorepellent activity. The record is from RefSeq and is a predicted model, not a curated record. The transcript is spliced from 23 exons.